This is a messenger RNA of Blepharisma stoltei, 285 nucleotides long. Lineage: Eukaryota; Ciliophora; Heterotrichea; Heterotrichida; Blepharismidae. The record is from the annotation of a GenBank genome assembly.
AUGCAGUUUAUAUGCUAUGGAUUUAAGCAAUCAAGUCUAAUUAAAUGUAAAACUUUACUGAAUUUUAUAUUUAAGGCUAUCCCCUUCAUAUUUAAAAUAUUUGCCCUUUUAUGAACCAAAAUACUGCCUAAUCAAGAUUUUUAUUUAAAUUCAUCGAUAACUAAAUCUUUAUUGUUACUGUUUGUAGCAAACAAACCAAUAGAAGCUCCUUCUGAUACAAAAGUAAGUUUCCGUGUUUUCCAUAAACAUGUAAGAAAGACCCCAUUGAUAAUGCUUGCUUGGUAG